CUAUUUGCAAUUGCCGAACUACAGUCCAUCGCUCUACCAACUGAGCUAUCGAAGGCGUAGAAGCCGCGAAGCCAGAACUCAACUUGAAGUCGAACUGCACAUUUUGGUCUUAUCAUCCAAUUCAGUUGCUAUAAAAAGCUUUAAUCUUAUCGAAAAGAGAAAAAUUUGACUUAAAAGCUCUGCUAACUUCACAUUCAUACGUCGGUCUCUUUUUUAGCGUUAAGUCAAUAAUAUAAAUUUAGCUUACGCUUAAACUUUAAAAGCGAUUUUGUGUGUAAGUGAAUGCGACAGCAACGUUGCGAAAGGCAGACAAAAUUGCUCCUCUACAACUUAAAAUCGACGGUGACGGCAGUUUGGUUCCAUUCGCCGGCUGCAGCGGUUUAUUUUUGUCGAGACCAAAAAGAAAUUCAAUACCAAGGAAACUUAGGUUGCAACUACGGCUACUUUAUUGUCAGUGUUUUGCCGAAAUCGAAGUAUCAGCCUUUGGAUAAAAAACAAGAACAAUCUAUUAAAACCAUCAUCAGUAAAACCAACACGAAUUGUACUCAAUAUGUCGUAUCACAAGCCAGAAGCCAAAACCGUGCAGGAUUUGAAAGAUGUUGCGCAUAAAUUGCGUAUUCAUUCCAUUAACGCCACGGAAGCCUCGAAGUCUGGCCAUCCAACAUCAUGCAGCUCCUUGGCAGAGAUCAUGUCUGUGCUGUUCUUCCAGCAGAUGCGUUUGAACCUGAAGCAUCCCCGUGAUCCAUCCAGCGAUCGUUUUAUCCUCUCCAAAGGACACGCUGCACCCAUUCUGUAUGCUGCUUGGGCCGAGGCUGGUCUAUUCCCCAUCGACGAGUUGAAGAAUUUGCGCAAGAUCGACAGCGAUCUCGAGGGUCAUCCCACGCCGCGCCUGAAUUUCAUUGAUGUGGGUACCGGUUCUCUGGGCCAAGGUGUUGCUGUGGGUGCUGGCAUGGCUUAUGUUGGCAAGAACUUCGAUAAGGCUGACUAUCGCACAUAUGUUGUAGUGGGUGAUGGCGAAUCCGCUGAGGGAUCUGUGUGGGAGUCGCUCCACUUUGCCGGACACUAUGGAUUGGACAACUUGUGCGUGAUCUUUGAUGUGAAUCGUCUGGGACAAUCGGAGGCUACCUCGCUGCAGCACAAAAUGGACGUGUAUCGUGAUCGUCUGGAAGCCUUUGGCUUUAAUGCACUCGUCGUCGAUGGUCAUGAUAUCGAGGAGCUGUGCAAGGCGCUCCACUGUGCCGAAAGCACAAAGAAUAAGCCCACUGCCAUCAUUGCCAAGACGUUCAAGGGCAAGGAUUUCCCCCAGAUUGAGGAUAAGGAUAGCUGGCAUGGCAAGCCUCUGGGCGAUAAGGCGUCUACUGUUAUCAAACACCUGGAGGGUCUGAUUGUCAACCCUAACGUCAAAUUGUCGCCUAAAAAGAUAUGCAAAAUUGCACUGGCUCCCGAAGUGGACAUCACCAAUGUUAAACUGUGCACUCCUCCCAAUUACAAGCUGGGCGACUCGGUGGCUACACGCUUGGCCUACGGCACGGCGCUGGCCAAGAUUGCGGCGAAUAAUGAUCGUGUUAUUGCCCUGGAUGGCGACACAAAGAAUUCAACGUUUUCGGAUAAGUUGCGUAACGCUUACCCCGAGCGUUACAUUGAAUGCUUCAUUGCUGAGCAGAAUCUGGUGGGCGUAGCCAUUGGCACCGCCUGUCGUCGUCGCACGGUAGCCUUCGUUUCCACAUUUGCUACCUUCUUUACGCGUGCAUUUGACCAGAUCCGCAUGGGUGCCAUUUCGCAGACGAAUGUGAACUUUGUGGGCUCCCAUUGUGGUUGCAGCAUUGGCGAGGACGGACCUUCGCAGAUGGGUCUCGAGGAUGUGGCCAUGUUCCGCACCAUACCCGGCAGCACAAUCUUUUAUCCCUCGGAUGCCGUGAGCACCGAACGCGCCGUCGAACUGGCGGCCAACACCAAGGGUGUCUGCUUUAUCCGCACAUCGCGUCCCAAUACCGCUGUCAUCUACAACAACGAUGAGCCAUUCACCGUGGGCAAGGGCAAGAUCGUCCGCCAGAAGCCAUCCGACGAGGUGCUCCUCAUUGGCGCUGGCAUCACUCUGUAUGAGUGUCUGACUGCUGCUGAGCAGCUGGAGAAGGAGUGCAUUACGGCGCGUGUGAUUGAUCCUUUCACUGUGAAGCCGCUGGAUGUGGACCUGAUUGUGGAGCAGGGCAAACAGUGUGGCGGACGUAUCGUUGUCGUCGAAGAUCAUUACCAGCAAGGAGGACUCGGUGAGGCUGUACUCAGCGCACUGGCUGAGCAUCGCAAUUUUGUGGUUAAGCAUCUGUAUGUGCCCACUGUUCCCCGCUCUGGACCCCCCGCUGUUCUCAUUGACAUGUUCGGCAUCUCUGCUCGAAACAUUGUCUGUGCCGUUAAUAGCAUCUUGAAGAAGUGAACAUAAAAUUGCUUUCAGCUUCUGGCCGAACACAUAAAACAUAAAAUCUGCACGUUGUCCAAUCACUUCAUUUGAUUAUUAACAAACCCUUGGUUAAUUCAGAAUAAACUCAGUUUCUAUACAGGUAUACAAA
Messenger RNA from Drosophila nasuta, 2564 nucleotides. Its product is annotated as transketolase-like protein 2. Gene Ontology annotation, molecular function: thiamine pyrophosphate binding; transketolase activity. The record is from RefSeq and is a predicted model, not a curated record. Lineage: Eukaryota; Metazoa; Arthropoda; Insecta; Diptera; Drosophilidae.